GGGGGUGGUGGUCACCGAGGCAAGGCAGGCAGGGGCCUGAGUCUGUACGGGGCGCUGGCCCCUGCCGCGGGGUCCGGAGCGGGGCUGGGGGCUCGCUUCUGCCCCGCCGCGAGCGGCCUGGCCCAGAGUUGCCCGGCACCGGGUCCCUGGUCCGAGGCGGACCCAGUGCUGGGGUUUACAGCGGGCGGCGAUGCCGGGUGCGGGGCCUAGUGAAAGCCCAGCCCAAGAGAAAAGGCGGAAGCUGCAUCUUGCCGCGGGGGUGGGCGGCCGGCCGGCCGGCGCGGGGGCGGGGCAGCUGCCACAGGGUGAGGCGCACAAGGCAGAGCGGUGGAUCAGAUUGGGAGCGGCAGAGGGCGGGGAGCAGAAAGCAGAGCAGAUCAGGAAGGGGGGGCAGGACAGCAGAAAGUAGAGCAACAGAUCAGAGAGGGGAAAGGGAUUGGAGAGGGGGGGCGGUGCAGGGCCCAUCUGUUUCAUGCCUGUCAAGGAGGUUACUCUCACAGCAUUUAUGUCCCAUGCAUUAUUUUCACAUGUUGCAAACAUUGAACUGGCACAAGCGUCUCAUCCUUUGGGUCAACAGUGUGGAUCUGGUUGAGUGGUCAUUGGCAUGGCCAGACAGGCCUUGAAAAUUUUCUCUUUGGCAGCAGCUACCUCCAGUGUCUACCUGUAUGGCAACAAGUACUUGGAUCCCAAUGAUUUUGGAAUCAUUCGAGUGGGCAGAGCCAUUGCCACAACAGCUGUUAUAACCUACGACUACCUUAUUUCCCUCCGGGGUGUCCCGCAUGGAUCAGAGGAGUAUGACUAUGUCAAAUCACAGGUGCACCUUCGCUCUGCAGAACGCCUCCGGGACCUGUGCUGUGCCAACCGAGGCACUUUCAUCAAGGUGGGACAGCACCUAGGAGCACUAGACUACCUUCUGCCUGAAGAAUACACCUACACCCUCAAGGUGCUGCAUAGCCAGGCCCCACAGAGCAGCAUGCAGGAAAUCAAACAAGUGAUACAAGAGGAUCUGGGCAAAGAGAUUAAAGAGCUGUUUGUGAGUUUUGAGGACACUCCAUUGGGAGCAGCAUCCCUGGCCCAGGUCCAUAAGGCAGUGCUGCAGGAUGGGAGGACAGUAGCAGUGAAAGUCCAGCACCCAAAGGUUCAGGCUCAAAGCUCCAAGGAUAUUUUGCUGAUGGAGGUUCUCCUCCUGAUUGUGAAGCAGAUUUUCCCAGACUUCGAGUUCAUGUGGCUGGUGGAAGAAGCUAAGAAGAAUUUGCCUCUAGAGCUAGAUUUCCUCAAUGAAGGCAGGAAUGGCAAUGCCGAACAGGUGGCUCACAUGCUCAAACAUUUUGACUUCCUGAAGGUCCCCAGGAUCUUCUGGGAGUUGUCAACAAGGCGUGUCCUCUUCAUGGAAUUCAUGGAAGGUGGGCAGGUGAAUGAUAGGGCCUACAUGGAGAGGAAUGGCAUUGAUGUUAAUGAGCUCUCUCGCAACCUGGGGAAGCUGUACAGUGAAAUGAUCUUUGUGAAUGGCUUUGUACACUGUGACCCACACCCAGGCAACGUGCUAGUGAAGAAAUGUCCAGUCACUGGCAAGGCCCACAUCAUACUCCUGGACCAUGGGCUCUAUCAGGUCCUGACAGAGAAGUUCCGCUUGGACUAUUGCCGACUCUGGCAGUCCCUGAUCAAGGCAGAUAUGAAGCAGGUGCAGAAGUACAGCCAGCGCCUAGGGGCAGGUGAUCUCUACCCACUCUUCGCAUGCAUGCUCACUGCAAGGUCCUGGGCCUCAGUCAGCCGGGGCAUUGAUCGGUCCCCAGUCACAGCUAAUGAGGAUGUGGAAAUUCGGACCAAUGCUGCUGCUUACCUACCUCAGAUCACCCAGCUCCUCAACAAUGUCCCUCGCCAAAUGCUGCUGCUGCUCAAGACUAAUGAUUUACUAAGGGGGAUUGAGUCAGCCUUACACACAAGGGCCAGUGCCAGCUCCUUCCUCAACAUGUCUCGCUGCUGCAUCAGAGCCAUCUCCAGGUACCAGAGGAGCAGGACUGACCCCCUUUACAGAAAAGCCCAGAUCUCUUUCACAGAAGCCCUGAGCCUGUGGCAGAUCAACUUGUAUGAACUUUACCUGCGACUGAAGGGAUCCCAGCUGGGCAACUGGGUCAUCGCUCUUCUGAGCUGGAUGCACCGUUCUCUGUACUGACAUGAACUUUGGGGAGGAGCCAGGAUGAUUAUCCCCCCAUCUCUGUCCUUCACAGCACACCUGCCUUCCUGACCAUGUCUGUCUGUAACUCCCAGGAGCUAUUUCCUUGUAACCGGUUGUGCCAUCUUUUCCUGUCACAGCAUCAGCUUCUCUCCAGCAGUAAGAGAGGUGGGAGCAUGGAGGGGCUGGGGGCCAGCACUGCAGUGUUCUGUCUGACGUGGGAAGCAGUGGUAUGAUCCAGUGGGAAAGGCAGGAAGCCUGGGAGUGAGUCCCCAGGUCUGGGCAGAGCCCUUAUACAGAAGUCCUAUGGGUCCAAAUCGGAAAUUAGACCCUCUCUCAAGGUCUUUUUAAUAGCCAGCCUAGAGAGUUUAAGAUUUACAUCCCUGCCAUUGAAUUCUCCAGGACACUUCACAGAGCUCCAGAAGGAGGAAAUCAUUCCUUUUAAAAUGCUGUGGAGUUUGAGAGUUGCUACAGAAUCCAAUCGAUCUCAUUGCUGUGAAACCAGACAGGUGUUUUCUCUAAGAGGAAAAAGAUCACAUUGUUAGAGCUGGGGCCUGAAGCUCAGGACUCUUGAGUUUUUUUGUUUUUUUUUCCCAGCUUUAGGAGAGGAAAUGGCCUGAAUUGCGAAAGCAAGAGUCUAGGAACCAAAAAAUCAGAUGUCUGUUCCUGUGGAGUCUGUCAAGUUUCUUAACUGCUCCUUACCUCAGUUUCCUGGAAAAUGGGGGUAAUGAUACUUGUCCCUCCCUGAAUACCCCAAGGGGAAUGUGCUGGGGGAUCCCAACCCUUAGCUCACAACUCAUUGCUGAUGGUGUAUGCGUAUUGUACUGUACUGUUGCACAGGAAAAUAAAUCAGGAUGUUACAUGA
Molecule: messenger RNA, 3038 nt
Organism: Alligator sinensis (Chinese alligator)
Lineage: Eukaryota; Metazoa; Chordata; Crocodylia; Alligatoridae
Gene: ADCK1
Product: aarF domain containing kinase 1
Exons: 11
Coding region: 605-2173 (522 amino acids)
Biological process (GO): protein phosphorylation; mitochondrion organization; lipid homeostasis
Cellular component (GO): mitochondrial inner membrane
Molecular function (GO): ATP binding; protein kinase activity
Source: RefSeq, a predicted model, not a curated record